Messenger RNA from Miniopterus natalensis, 8824 nucleotides. RefSeq names its product splicing regulatory glutamic acid and lysine rich protein 1 (gene SREK1). NCBI's taxonomy places the organism in Eukaryota, Metazoa, Chordata, Mammalia, Chiroptera, Miniopteridae. Gene Ontology annotation, molecular function: RNA binding. Gene Ontology annotation, cellular component: nucleoplasm. The record is from RefSeq and is a predicted model, not a curated record.
UUGACAUUAGAUAGUCGUCUGGCGUGCGCAUGUGCGCGCACGCGUCUGUGUGUAUGUGAGAAUGAAAUUUGGAGAAGGAAAACAUUUUUACUAAUAAAAUAUAUUAAAAUUGUUUUUUACUUAACAUAAGUUUGAAAAAUAGUUAAACAUUAAAAAAAUUUAUAAAUUGUUUUCUCCCGUGUGCUUAGGCUUUCUGUAGUUAAUUUGCAAUUUGUAAAGAAAGCUUUCUGGAGGGAAAAAGAGGGAGGGGUUGUUUGGGGAAAUUAAUUUAAAUGUGUAAAUAAAUAAGCACUUUUCUCUGUAUACAAUAUUAGGGAUAUUACGUAAUAAAAAAUGUACACAUUUUGCCAAACUGGGGUUAAGUGAUAUUUAUGGUUAUGAGAAAAACAUUCAUAGUUGAAGCUUUAAAGUAUUCUCUUAAGGUACUUUACCUUGUUACUGAAACCAUUAUUUCAUAUUCAGUGUAAUUGUUUGCUAUGCAACUGGAAUUUACUUUUUUCUUCUGGCUCCUUUAUGGGGGGAGGUGUAAUUGGAGAAAAAUCAUGAAAAGCAAAUUUCUUCUAUCAAAGAAAUAGUUGUUGAAGAUGUGAACAAGGCUGAGGCCUUAUAGUUACUCGUUAAAUUUUAUGGCUUAACCUGCUUUAAGAGCUAAUUAUUACUAAUAUUUAUUUUUUAGUAACUUCUAUUUACAGAGCCACUCAUAUAAUAAGCUGUGCCGAAUUUGACAGUUCUGGUGUGUAAUUAACUUUUAUUCAGAGCACUGACUAUGGCAUGUGUACGUGGAUUUUAGAAUUGGGUUAUAAUUUAAAUGUCUUUAAAAUGUAUUUUCACUGGUGGAUGGUAGUAACUUUACAACAUAAAAAUUUUAUCUGGAACAAUUUAAUAUACUUUCAUAUGUAAUGUUUUAAAACCUCUUUUAAAAACCAGGCUAACAUUAAAAUAACUUAAUGUAUAGUAAACAGUUUGCUGUGCUUUAAAGGUUUUAUGCUUAUUUCAGAAUGCUAUUCUGAGAUGCCAAAAACAUUAUUCAGAUACAGCAAGAAUCAUUCUUUUGUUUUUGAAGUCCCAGAAUAAACAUUCUGGAUUUUUUCAGAUAAAUUUGAAAGUAUUUUUCCUAUGCCUGGGGGUUAGAGUAGGGUGGGGAGAAUAAAAAUGGAUUCAGGUUAAUAAUUUGCUAAAUCUAUCCUUAUCUGCUGAUCUGUAAAGGGACAAUUAGCCUAAAAUUGGAGAGCCAGGUGAGAAAGAGCUGGUAAUAGUUUAGUUCUGUAUACCAAGUUCAUACCAGUUUCACACUAAGUAAGCUUCAUGGGGGGGAAAAAUCAGGCAGAAGGCUUAUCAAAUGAAAAAUUAUAUCAUAAAAAUAUGCCACCAGCAGCACAGGAUCUUAUAUUCUGUUGGCUCAUUACUGAAUUAGAAGGAAGAAUUUGAUCAGUUGUUGCUUUGUGGAACCUUACUAGAGUCCCAUAGAAUUUUUUAAUAUAGUAUUUGAGAAGCCCUGACUGUGAUUCGUCAUAAAUUUUCAAGGUUAUGGGCAGGUAGAGGUUCCUUUUUUUGUUUGUUUUAAUUGAUAGAGAUGAAUAAAUGCACAUUAUACUAGCUUUUGAAUAUUUUUAAUACCAUUUUGAGACAGAGUUAUACCAUUUUUUAACAUGAAAAUUUAAAUACUUUUAUUGCAGUUUAGUUAUGUGUUUUAGAAUAUUUACCUACAAAAUAACUAGUAUUAGAAAAACGUUCAGACACAUUUUUCAUUAAACUAAAUACAACAGAUGAAUUUAUAGAACCUCAAGAAUGUCAUAGGGAGCUCCUACAGAUCUAAUUAUGAACUGCAAGCAAAGUAAUGAUGUUUUAUAUAUUGUACCAAAACAGAUAGCGAAGUGAGUUUGAGAUAAACCAAAGGAAGGAAUUCCAGUGGAGUAAGUUCUGUAAGAGAGAUAUACUAUGGUGCUAUAAGCAGUGUUCUGUUUACUUCUCUGACUGCAUUCUUUGCUUGAUGUUAGAGAAACAGCAUUAUGAAAGAAAUGAGAAAACCAUAGAAAAAGUUUUAGGAAAAGUUUUUCAGUUUCUUUCAAUUUGCUGGUUUUUUUUAAAAAAAAUAAAGUAUUGUGAGGAGAUCCUAAACUGUAUAAGUAAUGUUUGAUGUGUAAUUGUUUCAUACAGCAUUAGCUAUUGUCAGUAAAACAUGCCAUUUCAAAAUAAAUAUACUUUCAUUAUACUUGUCCAAAUAUGACCUCUUUUUGUUGUGUGCAUCUCAGAUUUAUUUUUAUAAAUGUUAACACUUAGAAAAAGAUAAGGUCAGACAUAACAAGGGUGUCAGCCUAAUCAUCAGUCAUAACUUUAUGUCCACAUUUUCUGGUAGAUGGAUUUUGACUAUUAAUUUGGUUUUGUAUGUUUUCUCUAUGUGAUAUUUGUGCAUUAUUAGAUGACUAGACUGGCCAAGGCAGACCUGUUACACUUGCCUGACACUUGCCUGAGUUAGGCAUUGUUUGCCAUGCCACUAAACCUGCCGUCAAGUGAAACCUUCAUUGGGGAAAUGAGAUCGGAGUCUGAACCGCAGAAGAUGGACGCCCUGUCUCUGUUUUUUUAUUGUUUUAUUUUAAUUUCAUUUCUUUUUUUUUAUUUUGUCCCUUUUUUGUUUUUGUUUUGUUAAAUCUCUUUCACUUUAACUUGUGAGCUGGUUUUCCAGUUCUUAGUAAAUGGUAUUCCAUUAAGGGUUCAUAACAUUGCAUUGCAAAAUAUAUGGAGAGAUGAUCAGCAGAGCUCAACCUUAAGAUAAAAUAAAUUUUCACAGUAAAUUAGGAUACAGUGUUAGGAGUCUCAGUGGGAACACUAAUUGGUGUUUAUAGACUGAUCAGGUACAUUUUGUUGUUGAAACACUGAUAAGAUUAUUAGAAACAUUUUCUGAUCUCAGUGCAACAUUUUUGCAGUUUUUCUUCCAAGUCUACAUCUCCUGUAAAAACCAACUGAUAGCAUCCUUCCCCCUAGAAUUUUAGGCAUAGAGAAUCAGGGAAAGUAAGUAAAUUUCUUAUAACAGUUUUGGGGUAGAGGAUACAAAGAGACUUUUAUGAUAGUUACUCAUUUUAGAAAAUAACAUUUCCUUGACUUAUAAAGACUAGUUUCCUAUGAGGGGAAUGGAUAUUUGAGAAACUGUUGAAUACUUGUGUAUGUGUUUCUCUGUUUGCUUGAAUUUUUUGUUGAGAACUAUUCAGAGGUUACUAGCUUCAAAAUGGAUUCUGAGAUUUAGGACUACUACUUUAAUACUGUGAGAAACAUUGUUAUCUCAGUUGUCAUUGAGUAUAAUUUGGGAAAAAUGCUCAAUGCUUAUUUGUUUUAUACUUUUAUAUACUGAUAGCAUUUAAAGGGUAAGUUUGAUAGAAUUCUGUUUUGGAAAUUAAGUAAUGGAACUUCUAUCUUGAAGUAUCUUUAAUAGUAAUUAGAAUAAGAAAAAAUAGUGUGCUUACACUUAGACUUGAUAUUAUUGUUUACUACUGUGAGGCAGUAAGUCUGACAAUCUACUGAUGCGUUUUCUUUUUUUAAGUCAAAAGUGAAAGGCUUUAUAAUAUUAAGUAUUCAACGUUUGGCCUGUGUUGAAUACCCUUUUUGUUUGAAUAGUCUUUCUACAAUCUCUUAUAUGGAUAAUUUGGCUUAUUUAAUUGAAAAUAAUAUUAAAUUGGGACUUUUCUAGAUUGGAACUCUCAAUUUGUUUUUUUUUAGCUGUAUACAUUAGGGUAGCAAAGCACAGGGUUUGUACCUUAGGACUUCAUUUGAUUUAUCAAGAUGUGUUCAGGUUUUGCAAACAUUUAAAAAAUAAUUCCUAUUUAUAACAAAAUAGGUCUAAUGGCAAUAUAAAUAGUAUAGUAUAUUUGUGGGUAUACAGAUACAUGUGUUAAUACUCAUAACUAUUAAAUAUAAAAUAAAUUGUUAUUUGAUGUUUCCAUUAAGGCCUACCUACCUUUCAUUUCUUUAUGCAUGUUAAAAAAAUCUGUGCUUAUGCAGAAUUUACACUGAAAUAAUAAAAUAACUUUGUUUUUGAAAUUAGUAGAUUAAAGUAAUAUACUUUGUUCCUAUAAAUAAGGUUUGACCAUUAUUUAAGGCAAGUUUUAAAAUCCAUUUUGAAUUCCAUUCAUGUUUAGAGAUAUGUUUAGAUAACAUUGUUUAGAGGUUUAUCUUUGCGUAUCUGGUUGUUUUAAAUAGAGUUUUUACCAGUAAAACCCAGCAAUUUACUCCAUGUGCUAUUUUCAGGUUAGCAUGAUAUGUGCACUGUGUUUUAAAUUACUUUUGAAGAAUUCAUAAUGGAAAUGUAUAGCUAGCUAAUUAUGAGUAGUUCUUCUAAAAUAGCUAUAUAUAGUCAACUUCUUUAGAAAUAAUUUUGGGAAGGGGUGUAAGAGAGUACCAGGAAAAAUGCAUGAAAGUUGAAGUUCUUAUUAAAAUUAAUUGAUUAGAAUUUAAUAAUUAAAUAUGACAAAUUAAUAGACUUAUAUCAGAAUAAACUUUUCAGUUUUUAGUCGUAGGAAUUUUUUUCUUAUGGUCUAAGAUUAUUUUAGUGUUACUGUUAUUAGAAGAUGUUUAUAAGCAACACAUUUAGGCAUCAGCUGCUCAUCUUCAGAUAAGUAUACAUAAAUUGGUUCUAAAAGUCAAUGGUUUAAAAAGUUUCCUGAGAUUAGGGAACUUUUUGUUAGUUACUCUAAAAAUUUUUUAGCAGUUUCCCAAAGCAUAUUCUUUGGACCUUGAUUUUUUUGGAGCAUUUCUGACAUUGUUGGUGAGGUGCCUUAUUAACUGAAUGGGUGUAAGCUUCAUUUUAAACUGAAGCUGAUUACAUGCAGUAGGUUUUUGUUUCUUCCUGUCUACUUGAAAUUAAAUGGAAUUUAUUGAAAGGGUUAUCAAAAUUGUUUGCAUCACAAGUAGGUAGUUUUGAUAACAGGAUAGGGGCACUCAGUAAGGAACAAAUUUCAAUUCGCACAUAUUUGUUUUUUCUUUUUCUUUUUUUUGACUAAUUUGGUUAUUUGCCAUUUCUGGGGAUUAAACUUUAAAAAAUGUUCUUCUUUUCUGUAUCUGAUGUUCUGUGUGCUAUUAGUGAUGCAGCCAACACGAACGGUUGUCAUGUGUAACACAACUUUCGAUCACCGCGAAAACACCGUCCUGGGAAAGCGUCCAUGCUUGAUAUCGUUUGGUUCAUGAACAUUAAGUUUCCAGUACAGGUAAAAUCCCAGAGGAAUCCAAAGCCCUCUCUUUAUUGGUUCCUGCUCCAACCAUGACAAGUCUGAUGCCUGGUGCAGGCUUGCUUCCCAUACCGACCCCAAAUCCCUUGACUACACUGGGUGUUUCCCUUAGCAGUUUGGGAGCUAUACCAGCAGCAGCACUAGACCCCAAUAUUGCAACACUUGGAGAGAUACCACAGCCACCACUUAUGGGAAAUGUGGAUCCUUCCAAAAUUGAUGAAAUCAGGAGAACAGUCUAUGUUGGCAAUUUGAAUUCCCAGACAACGACAGCUGAUCAGCUACUUGAAUUUUUUAAACAAGUUGGAGAAGUGAAGUUUGUGCGGAUGGCAGGUGAUGAGACUCAGCCAACUCGGUUUGCUUUUGUGGAAUUUGCAGACCAAAAUUCUGUACCAAGGGCCCUUGCUUUUAAUGGAGUUAUGUUUGGAGACAGGCCACUGAAAAUAAAUCACUCCAACAAUGCAAUAGUAAAACCCCCUGAGAUGACACCUCAGGCUGCAGCUAAGGAGUUAGAAGAAGUAAUGAAGCGGGUACGAGAGGCUCAGUCAUUUAUCUCAGCAGCUAUUGAACCAGAGUCUGGAAAGAGCAAUGAAAGAAAAGGCGGCCGAUCUCGUUCCCAUACUCGUUCAAAAUCCAGGUCUAGCUCAAAAUCCCAUUCUAGAAGGAAACGAUCACAAUCAAAACACAGGAGUAGAUCCCAUAACAGAUCACGUUCAAGACAAAAAGAUAGACGUAGAUCUAAGAGCCCACAUAAAAAACGCUCUAAAUCCAGAGAAAGGCGGAAGUCAAGGAGUCGUUCUCAUUCACGGGACAAGAGAAAAGACACGCGAGAAAAGACCAAGGAAAAGGAAAGAGUGAAAGAAAAAGAUAAAGAAAAGGAAAGGGAAAAAGAGAGAGACAGGGAAAAGGAGCGUGAAAAAGAAAAGGAACGGGGUAAAAACAAAGACAAGGACCGGGACAAGGACCGGGACAAAGAUAAAGACAAGGAGAAGGACAGAGAGCGGGAGCGGGAGAGAGAGCAUGAGAAGGAGCGGGACAGAGAGAAGGAAAAGGAGCAGGAGAAGGAGAAGGAGCGGGAGAAGGACAGGCCCAGAGAGGCGGACGAGAAACGGAAGAAGGAAAAAAAGCCCCGGACGCCGCCCAGGAGUUACAAUGCGUCAAGACGGUCUCGUAGUUCCAGCAGGGAAAGGCGGAGGAGGAGGAGCAGGAGUUCUUCCAGAUCCCCAAGAACAUCAAAAACCAUAAAAAGGAAAUCUUCUAGGUCUCCAUCCCCUAGGAGCAGAAAUAAGAAGGAUAAAAAGAGAGAAAAAGAAAGGGACCAUAUCAGUGAAAGAAGAGAGAGAGAACGUUCAGCCUCUACGAGGAAGAGUUCUAAUGACAGAGAUGGGAAGGAGAGGUUGGAGAAGAGCAAUGCUUCACUUAAAGAGAAGGAGCACAAUAAAGAGCCAGAGUCCAGCGUGGGCAAAGAAGCCGAUGACAGGGAUGCGCCAAGGACUGAGGAAAACAAAGUACAGCAGCAGAAUGGGAAUUGUCAGCCAAAUGAAGAAAACCUCUCUACCAAAACAGAAGCUGUAUAGGACCGACAAAUGCACCUCUCAACACACGCUGGAAUAAAAUCCAAAGCUUUUAAUUCUCUUAACAAGAUGUUAAACAGUGAAGAAAUCCAGUUGAGUAUAAAGAGAUGAGCUAACAGCUUGUCUAGUUGUUAGAUGGCUUUGUGGCCAUCUUGUUACUGAGUAAGAAAAUUAAGCAUGGAUAUCAUGAAGAUAACUGAUGUUACCCAAACUCAUCUUCUAAAAUCUGUGCAUUUCCAUGGUGGCUGACACACUUGUCAUGUGGUUUGUUAGUGUUUGCCAAGAACCAUUACAAAGAAAUGGGACAUCAAAAAUCCAGAUUUGUACUAUCUGCAAAGACUGGAGAUAAGCAUUGGAGGCUUUUAAAAAGUGCUAGUUACUGAAUUUUGUAUUUCACUUUUUUUUUUUUUUUUAAUUUCAGUAUAUACAGAUUGAUGAUGUGCUUGAAAUCGGUGCAAAUAUAUAUCCACUCUUGUAAGUGCAGAAUAUGUAAGAAGUUUUAACACUUACUCCACAGGAUUUAUAGUCAUUGUGUUAAAUUCUCACUAUUGUGUUUCUUUUUCUCACUGUUUAGGACAGCAGUUUUUCUUUAAAAUAGUUUUACAGAUUAAAAAUUGCUUAAAUAAGUGGAUUAAAAAACAACUGACAAUGCAUGCUACUACUGUUCUCUUUCAAAAGGAAGAACAACUGUUGAAUACUAAUAAUAAUGUAUUAGUAUUCAGUGUUUAGAAUCAUUGGGUUUCCCCACAAAGUAAGCACUUCUUUUUUAACUUUCUUGACAUUUCCAAACUUAUUAUGAAUAAUAUUGCAGUGUGUGUUGUCAGCAGUAGGUGUUAAAGGUGUCAUUAUAAAAAGAAAACUUGGGUUUUCAAAAUGGGCUAUGGGAGCACAAGCUGAAGCUUUAGUGCCUUCUACAAUGUGGUAUACUGUUUUCUAGAAUUUUAUAUGUACUAGUCAUACUCAGUUCAUACGGAAUUUAGAUGGAUAUCCCACUUACUCCCAUAGAGAAGUGUGCAAGCUGAUAUGUCAGAAGAGCUUCUUACUUAGUUCACCUGAUAUGAGAGGGAAGUCCUGUUUUCAAGAAUGACUUUAGAGCUUAAAGCAACAGUGCAGUUUUGGGACCAUCAGUUUUAUACUGUGAUAAUUGAAAAUGAAGCAUGUUCUUAAUUUACUUAUAGCAAAUCCUUUAGUUGUCUACAUGGGAUGGCCUUAAUUAUUACCUCUCAGUCGUCUUCUCAUAAAUGAUGUGCAGAAAUUGAACUUAAAAGGUGAAUACAUGAGGUGGUUUUAUGUUUAAGGAUAUGCUUACUUGGUUUAAAAUAUAGGUCAUCCAUCAUUCUUAGGUUCACUUUUUGCAGAAAGUAUGCAAGUAGUGAAAUGACAACAUUGCUAAUACUUCCCCCCAAACCACAACUCAUAGUUUCAGAACUCCUUUCAUUAUUGUUAUAUUUCCAAAAAAAGUUAUGCCUUUUAAUUAGUAUGUUAUUGAAAAAUCAAGUUUAAUUAUUUUAAUACAAUCGAAUACAAUCAAAUUACUCGGUUGCCUUACCUCAUGGGAAGAGUUACUUACAGACUUAAAAGGCUGGGUAGCGCAUCAGUUACAUGGUUUCAACUUGAGUUUUCUUCUAAGGUUAAUAUAAUUGAAACAAGUAUUGGGUGGAGAAUGGGAAAAAUUGCCCUUAUUGCAAAUAAUGAAACCUGGUUUGAUUAUGAAGCUGCUUAAUUACUCUUCAUGUGUCCAGAAUUACUGUGGUAUUUUUUUCCUUUUUGUCACUGUGUACAUUAAAUUUUUUGAAAAUGCUUUACUAUGUAAAGUAUAGAUGGUCAUUUUAAUCAUUCAACCACAUGGUUGGCUGGUAAACAGCUUAUUCUGAUAGAAGAAUGCUUGGUGACUAUGGAAAGAUCGUGAAGGAGUAUGUAUGUCUUGCAUCAACAGCGGUCUUAUUUAUGAUAUGUAAGUAGAAUAGAGCAAAUGUUGGACUAUCUGUUAUUUUUAGUACCAUUUCCUAAUAAAGCUAAGUAUUUUAGAGGAAAGUA